ACAUUAAUGAACCAUGUGGACAAUUUGCGUGGCGGGGAACCAUCAGCCCAGUCAUCACAAACCCCGCUCGUUCUCUACCCUCAAGCCGCCACCAUGGCCGUCGGAAAGAACAAGGGGCUGAACAAAUCCGGCAAAAAGGGAUCCAAGAAGAAGGUCAUUGACCCCUUCACCCGCAAGGACUGGUAUGAUGUCAAGUCCCCCGCGCUGUUCUUUAACCGGAAUGUCGGCAAGACCCUGGUGAACCGCACUCAGGGAACCAAGAUCGCCUCGGAGGGCCUCAAGAACCGAGUGUUUGAGGUGUCCCUGGCUGACCUGCAGAACGAGACAGAUGCUGAGAGGAGUUUCCGCAAGUUCCGUCUCAUUGCCGAAGAGGUGCAGGGCAAGAAUGUGCUAUGCAACUUCCACGGCUUCAACCUGACCACUGACAAAUUGCGCUCCAUGGUCAAGAAGUGGCAGACAUGCAUCGAAGCCAACGCUGAUGUCAAGACCACCGACGGUUACAUCCUGCGUGUCUUCUGCAUCGGCUUCACAGAGAAAGUGUCCAGCCAGACCCGCAAGACGGCUUAUGCACAGCACACGCAGGUCAAAAAUAUCCGCAAGAAGAUGGUGGACAUCAUCACCCGCGCCGUGGCCAGCAGCGAACUGAAGGAGGUGGUCAACAAGCUCAUCCCCGACUCCAUGGCUGAUGAUAUUCGUAAAGCGUGCAACCUCAUCUAUCCCCUGAAGGAGGUGCACAUUCGUAAGGUGAAGGUACUGAAUCAACCAUUACUUCAUUAAAAUAACACCCAUUUCUUCACCCCCUUCAUAUCUACAGGUGAAGGUGCUGAAUCAAUUAUCACUUCAUUAAAAUAACACCCAUUUCUUCAUCUCACCAUUCCUUUAACACACCCCCCUUCAUAUCUACAGGUGAAGGUGCUGAAGAAGCCUCGUUUUGACCUGGGCAAGCUGCUGGAAAUGCAUGGCGAGAGUGGUAAGU
Scylla paramamosain (green mud crab) is the source of this 976-nucleotide messenger RNA. It is a transcript of the gene RpS3A, whose product is annotated as small ribosomal subunit protein eS1-like. Gene Ontology annotation, molecular function: structural constituent of ribosome. The transcript has 5 exons. Gene Ontology annotation, cellular component: ribosome; cytosol. The record is from RefSeq and is a predicted model, not a curated record. Lineage: Eukaryota; Metazoa; Arthropoda; Malacostraca; Decapoda; Portunidae. Gene Ontology annotation, biological process: translation. Bases 7 to 777 code for a protein of 256 amino acids.